Messenger RNA from Pogona vitticeps (central bearded dragon), 6899 nucleotides. The record is from RefSeq and is a predicted model, not a curated record. Lineage: Eukaryota; Metazoa; Chordata; Lepidosauria; Squamata; Agamidae.
GGAGCCGUUGGCCCCCUUUCCGCUGCGGGCGGACGAGCGCCUCCCGCGCCUCCGGGCCCAGGCCAGCCUCGGGAACCGGGUUCUGUGCAAUUGCUCUCUUCCUGGAUGUUGUUGUGGCCAAGCUCCUAAUGAAAAUGAAGGGUGACCUGAGGUGCCAGCUGAGUCACAGGAGCACUUCAGACCAGAUUUCCACGUGAUCACUUCCAAGCCGGGCGAGCUUGAACCACAUCUUGAGAACCUGAAAUAACUUCAAGAUGUUUAACAAGUCGUUUGGCACUCCUUUUGGAGGCAAUACAGGUGGCUUUGGGACCACCUCAACUUUUGGACAGAAUGCUGGCUUUGGCACGACAAGCGGAGGGGCCUUUGGGACGUCUGCUUUUGGAUCAAAUAACAAUACCGGAGGGCUCUUUGGGAGCGCACAGACCAAACCAGGAGGAUUAUUCAGCUCGAGCACCUUCAGCCAGCCAGCCACAUCUUCCACUAGUACUGGCUUUGGAUUUGGGACAUCGACCGGAACGUCCAGUGGCUUGUUUGGCACUGCAAGCACCGGUGGAGGCCUCUUCUCAUCCCAGAACAAUGCCUUUGCACAGAGUAAACCUGUGGGCUUUGGCAACUUUGGGACAAGUACCAGCAGCGGUGGGUUAUUUGGAACCACCAACACAACUUCCAACCCCUUUGGGGGAACGUCGGGCUCCCUGUUUGGCUCCACUAGCUUUGCUGCUGUUCCAACUGGCACUACCAUUAAAUUCAAUCCCCCUACGGGUACAGAUACGAUGGUGAAGUCUGGGGUCAGCACAAACAUCAGCACUAAACAUCAGUGCAUUACGGCAAUGAAAGAAUAUGAAAGCAAAUCGCUGGAGGAGCUGCGUUUGGAAGACUACCAAGCGAAUAGGAAGGGUCCUUCCAAUCCGGUUGGAGCCGGAGCAACGGCGGGCUUGUUUGGGUCCUCCCCAGCCACGUCCAGCGCGGCCACGGGGCUCUUUGGAUCCUCCACCACCAACACAGGCUUUUCCUAUGGACAGACCAAGACAGGAUUUGGGGCCAGCACAACAGGUUUUGGAACAGGAACCGGGGGCCUCUUCGGACCGACUCAGCCGACCACCAGCCUCUUCAACAAGCCAUUCGGCCAGGCCACGACUGCCCCAAACACAGGCUUUUCGUUCGGCAAUACCAGCACCCUCGGCCAGCCCAAUACAAACACAAUGGGUCUAUUCGGAGCCACUCAGCCCUCACAAACCGGAGGCCUUUUUGGAACCGCUGCCAGCGCCAACACGGCCACUGCCUUUGGAACAGGGACGGGGCUCUUUGGACAACCCAGUACAGGAUUUGGUGUUGGUGGCUCGUCGCUGUUUAGCAACAAACCCGCUGGAUUCGGAACCACAACCACAAGCGCACCUUCAUUUGGAACAACUACAAGCGGACUUUUUGGUUUUGGUGCGAACACCACAGGGAACAGCCUCUUUGGAAACAAGCCUGCCGCGGGAGCCCUGGGGACUGGCCUUGGAACAGGAUUUGGAACAGCCCUGAGUGCAGGGCAGACUUCGUUGUUUGGGAACACCCAGCCUAAACUCGGGGGCACGCUGGGGACAGGAGCCUUCGGUGCCCCUGGAUUUAAUACAUCAACAGCCACCCUCGGCUUUGGAGCUCCCCAGCCUGCUGUGGCUCUGACGGACCCGAAUGCGUCUGCUGCCCAGCAGGCCAUUCUUCAGCAGCACCUGAACAGCUUGACAUAUUCGCCUUUUGGGGAUUCCCCUCUCUUCAGAAACCCUGUGUCUGACCCCAAGAAGAAGGAGGAGAGACUGAAGCCAACCAAUCCAGCGGCCCAAAAGGCAUUGACCACUCCCACCCACUACAAGCUGACCCCUCGCCCGGCAACUCGAGUGCGUCCGAAAGCUUUGCAAACCACAGGCUCUUCCAAAUCGCACCUCUUUGAUGGUCUGGAUGACGACGAGCCUGCCCUGUCGAAUGGGGCUUUCAUGCCCAAGAAGAGCAUUAAGAAGCUGGUUUUGAAGAACCUCAACAGCAGCAGCCUGUUCUCCCCCAUCAUGAAUGACGACUUGGCCUCUCCCUCGGAGUACCCAGAGAAUGGAGAACGGUUCAACUUCCUGUCCAAGUCCGUGGAUGAGAACCACCGGCAGCAUGGAGAGGAGGACGAGGAAGGCCACCCUCGCGAGGUGUCAGGCUUCUGCGUCAGCCCCGUCCCCAAGUCGAUCCCCCAGAGUCCAGAGCACUCCUCGCACAAGCACCAUCACAACAGCAGCGUGGACGACACCAUCAUGGCCCUGAACCUACGUGCGGCCCUGCGGAACGGGCUGGAAGGCAGCAGCGAGGACGCCUCCUACCAGGAGGAGUCCCUUCAGGACGACCACAGCGAGCAGGCGGAGGGCACCUCUCCUCCACACCCGGCAGGUAUUGUUUUAACACGAGCCGGCUACUACACCGUUCCAUCUCUGGAAGAAACGGCCAAAAACAUGAACGAGAAAGGAGAGUGCGUCGUGAAAGACUUCACCAUCGGCCGUAGAGGCUACGGCUCCGUCUACUUUCAAGGCACCAUCACUCUCGCAAACGUGAACCUGGAUGACAUUGUCCACAUCCGCAGAAAGGAGGUUAUUGUCUACCCCGACGACGAGCAUAAGCCCCCCAUCGGGGAAGGCUUAAAUAGGCGAGCCGAAGUCACUUUGGAUGGCGUUUGGCCCACUGACAAGACCACCCGCUGCUUAAUCAAGAGCCCAGAACGGCUACUGGAAAUGAACUAUGAAGGCAGGCUCGAGGCUGCCUCCCGCAAGCAGGGUGCCCAGUUCAAGGAGUACCGCCCGGAGACGGGGUCAUGGGUAUUUAAGGUGGCUCACUUCUCAAAAUACGGCUUGCAAGAUUCUGAUGAGGACGAGGAUGAGCCCCCGUCCAAAGUGGAGACCAAGAAGUUAAAAACAGCUGCGGGCCCCCAGUCAGGCCAGACGAUGCCUCAGCAGGUGGCUCUGAGUGGGAAGCUGGCACCUCCCUCCAAGAGUCCAGAGGUUGAGCAGCUGGGCAAGGUUGUGGAGUUCGAUGCCGACAUGGCAGACAUCACCCAAGAGUCUGCUCAGGAUCUGGGCAUGGCCGCGAGCCUGGCAGAGGAGCUGGAGCCGGUGCCCGCUUCAGCACACAUUGCCUCCUCGCUGGACAUCAACCCUCACACCUUGCAGAUCAUGAAGGCGUCCUUGCUUGUGGAUGAAGAAGAUUUGGACCUGAUCCUGGAUCACCGUUUUGGCAAACCAGCCGUGGCCCCCGCAGACCCGAGAUCCCAAGAGAUCUGCUCGCCGAGGCUUCCAAUCUCCUCCCUGCCCCCGAGGCAGAAGAGCCGCCUCUCAGUUGGCGAGUUGCUGUCGUCCAGGCUCUCCACCGGGCCUCUCCUCCUGCCGAGCGUUUCCCUGCAGGACAGCCGCAGCCCAAGGACUUCCUCGCUGGGCCCUGGCCUUCCCACGUGCCCCUGGGGUGCCUUGUCUCCUUUGACCGCUGCCUUCACCGUGCCCAGCGCGGUGCCCGAGGUGCCCCUGAAAACGGUGGGCGUACGCCGGCGCCCUGGGCUGGUGCCUCUGGAGAAGUCUGUCGCCUACGGGAAAGGAAGGCUGCUGAAGGACAUGGCGCUCUUCAUGGGACGCUCCUUCCGGGUUGGCUGGGGCCCCGGCUGGGUCCUGGUCCACAGUGGAGAGCAGCUGAGCACCCUGCGUGAGCCCGAAGAGCUCCAGGAUGAAUCCAUGGAGUACGGCUUCUUGCCCACCCCUGUCGUCGCCCCGAAGCAGCUCUCAGAGUCUCCCUUCAAGGUUCACGUUGAGAGGCUGAGCUUGGUAGGAAGGACAGCGAAUGGGGAUCCACACCUGUACCUCAUUCCCUUGGAAAUCAAGCUGAAGCACAGCACGGUCCACCUGGAAGAGCCCUGCCCCUUCCUGACCCCCAACCCUGGUGUUGCCGCCAUCCGUGACUAUGCCGGAUGGACAACGGAAACAUGUGGCAACCCCGAAGAAGAAGGAGGAGGAGGAGGAGUGGUGAAAGAUUGGUGUUUGGUGUGGACCUUGUGCGAGGCCCUUUGGGGGCGCCUGAAGGAGCUGGAAGCCUGCUUGGAGGAGCCCAGCGAGUAUGUCCGGGCUCUGGAGUGCCGGAAGGCCUUCUCCUGCUGGCUCUCGCAGGUGGCGGCCGAGCGGAUUAAGGAGGAGGUCUCGCUGAGCCAGAACAACAGCCCUGCAGAGGCCAUCUUUAGCUAUCUCACAGGGAAGCAGAUUGGCGAAGCCUGCCGGCUGGCCCAUAAAUCAGGAGAUCACAGGCUGGCUUUGCUCCUCUCCCAGCUGGUCGGCAGCCAGGAGGUCCGAGAUCUCAUGGCCAUGCAGCUGGCGGACUGGCAUCAGCUCCAGGCCGAUGGCUUCAUCCAGGAGGACAGGCUGCGUAUAUUUGCCCUCCUCGCUGGCAAACCGGUGUGGCAUUUGUCGGAGUGGAGGAGCGUCAACGUCUGCUCUCAGCUGGACUGGAAGCGUUCGCUCGGCGUCCAUCUCUGGUACCUCCUGCCUUCGACGGCACCGCUUUCCAAGGCCCUCAGCAUGUACGAAGGCGCUUUUCAGGACUCGUCAGAGAACGAAGCGUACGCCUGUUCUCCGUUGCCUCCGUACCUUGAAGGCUCCGGCUGUGUGAUCGAGGAAGACCAUUCCCAGCACCUUCUCCGCGACACCUGCUUUCACCUCUUAAAACUGUACAGCGAGAGGUGCUACGAUCUACAUCAGCUGCUCGACCCAAAAAGUAUAACCGCUGACCCCCUGGACUAUCGUCUCAGUUGGCACCUGUGGGAGGCGCUGCGGGCCUUGAAUUACACCCACCUCUCAGAGCAGUGCCAGGGAGCGCUCAACGCCAACUACGCCGCCCAGUUGGAGAGCGAGGGGCUGUGGGAGUGGGCCGUUUUUGUGUUGCUUCACACCCCCAGUGCACACAUGCGCGAGAGGGCUGUGCGUGAGCUGCUGAACCGCCACUGCCGGCUUCUGGAGACGCCCGAGUCCUGGGAGAAGGAAGCCUUCCUCACGGAGAAGCUGUGCCUCCCGCCCGAGUGGAUUCACGAAGCCAAGGCUGUGAGGGCCCGGAUGGAGGGCGACAAGCACCAGGAGGCCCUGCACUUGUUCAAGGCAGGGCACUGGAACCAAUGCCACCAGCUGGUGAUCAGGCACCUGGCUGCAGGUGCCAUUAUUAAUGAAAACUACACCUACCUGAAAGGAUUCUUAGAAGACCUCUCAGCCCCUGAACGCAGCAUCCUCAUCCAGGACUGGGAGACGGCCGGCCUGGUUUUCUUGGACUACAUCUGCAUCAUUGAGAUGCUCAACAGGAUUCAGCAGCUGGAUUGUUCUGGCUAUGAGUUGGAGGAAUUGCACACCAGAGUGAUCUCCCUCUGCAACCGGAUAGAGCUGCUCCCCUGCCACAGCGCCAAGGACAGGCUGGCUCAGUCAGAAAUGGCCAAGCGCAACGCAGACAUCCUGCGGGUGGUCCUGAGCCUGCAGCACCCUUCGGACUCUGCCUCCGGCCCCACCCCUGAUGUGCGGAGGGUCCCUUUGCGCCUGCUUGCCCCCCACAUUGGCCACCUUCCCAUGCCCGAGGACUACGCGCUAGAGGAGCUUCGGGGCCUCACGGAGUCCUACUUGCGCGAAUUGACCGUUGUGGCGCAGUGAGGCCGGCUUGCCCUGCCUGGGAACCUGGGUGGACCGGCCCUCGGAACCAUCGGUGGCCCUUCCGCCUCUGGUCUUGGGGGUGCAGGUUCCCCCUUUGCUGCAGCAGCAGCCCCCCCCCGCCCCCACCCCCAAACAGUUCCAAACUCUUUCCUGCCCCCAGAUGCUGCAUAGCUCCUCCCAACUGGCUUUGUCACCGCCAGGCAGAGCAUAGAGACACCCCCCCCAUCUGGCACGGGGGAACACCCCAGUCACUGUGCUUUCUAGUUUUAAUAAAGCCUGCAUCCGCAGAAACCAGCCGUGGUGGUCGCCUCCAGCAUGUCGGAAGCCAGGCAGCAGAACACCUUUCAGUGCUCAAGCAGAGGGCAACAGAAUCAGGGCGUGCACCGUGAAGUCACCACUGGCGCUGGAUGUUGGCCAGUCGGUUUGUGAAGGGAGUGGGAGAGGCUUCCGUGUGUCCUGCAGCACUGAGACGGAAAAGGGCUGUUAACGCUGGGGUGGCUUAGGAGCCUAGUCAGACCUGAGUUGUGCCCCCUGGCCUUUGGGAGGGAGGGAGUGAGGGAGGGCAGCCUUCCUGAGGGUGGGUGGGUGUGUGCGCAUGCAUGCGCCAGGGCACACCUCAGUGCAACAAUCACGCUUUGGCCCCAAGGCCAGGUCCCCAGUGGGGCUCCUCAAGGAGAGGGGCCAGGCAUUAGGCCCUGGGUGGGGGGGGGCAUGGGGAACUCUGCCUUAUUAAGGCCUGGCAGGUGGGUUGCGACCCGGCUUCUGUGGCUCGUUCUGCCAGUAGCCGUUCGAGGCAGAUCUUUUGGGGUUCCGUGGGUCCUGAGGCUCUGUGGUCUCUCCUGAGUGGGCCUCCCUCUCAAACCAACCCUCGGGCAGUAGAACUGUUAGCCUGAUGCUGGGCCUUUUUGCCCUUUCGUGUUGCAGGAAGGGGCUUCGGAGCUGAGGCUCUCUGGCUCGGCCAGUGCCCCCGUUUGCACAAACGCCACCGGGUUCUUGGCGGGUGGGGCGAGGUCUGGCGUCGGAGCCGCAGCGCUUCUGCUGGGGUUGGACCCAUUGCUAGUACAGGGCGUUUACCUCUGGAGCUGAUGUGUGUCUCUGUGUGUGCGUGUGUGUAUGUGUGUGUGUGUAUUUUGGGGAGGGGAGGGGUCUGCCAGCAAAGUGGUUACGCAUGAAUAUUAUGUAAAGGUUUUUAUUAAAACUAUAAAUAAAUGAUUCAGAUUA